AGACAAAUAAAAGUAAAAUGUCCCAUACUUUCAUUAUAUUCCUGUGCCAGCACACCUCAAAGCUCAUAGUGUAAAAAGAUGUGUGCGAGACGACGCGUACAACAUACGUGGUCACCGUCUCACAUAUCUCUACUAUGCCCGAUCUGACAACGGAUUUCUACGCCAUCCUUAAAUCCCGACAUGCUGCUCGCUCCUUGGCACACGAAGGUGCACCUAAUAAUGCCAAUAUCUCUGCUACCUCCAUUCUGCGAAAAAAGAGGCGAAAAUCUCACAGUGAACGUGGGGAUGCCUUCUUGAAAGAGGCAUAUCGGCUGCUGGAGCAUGUCAAUCAACUCCGGUACUUUCUCCUGCGAGCCCGAAAGUACUAUCUGGACACUGGCCGGCAUGUGACGUCCGCGAAACCACUUUCAGAAGGCGAACUGGCGACAGAUGAGCAUUACGCACGCCAAAAAGAUACUCUGCCCCUCCUGAAGAUGCUCCCGCAACUCAAAAAUAUGACGGAUAAGCAGCGUGUGGAGCUAGAUAUGCAGACACAGAUCCUCGUAGAGACAUUUCUAAAGCGGGUGGCAGUUUUGUCUCAGCUUGGAGAAAAUCUGUCGAAUGCCCCACCAAAGCCGGCCUUUCUACUUUCAUUUCUGAGUACUGAUGAAGAUUUGCACCAGAGGAUGCUUCGUGAACACCGAAACUCAGUCAUAUGGUUGCUCCGGAAACGAUUGAUGGACGUUUCUAAUAUCCAGAAGGAUAUGCAAGAACGUUUGAUGCAGCGAAGACUUAGUCGGGAGGACACAUAUUUCUAUAAAGGGGUGAAUGCUACAAAAACUCGGCCGACACCUCUAUCGCCUGCUACCGCCGAACAGGAAGACGCUCAUGAUCUUUCUCUUGCCCAGUUGACAUCGAAACUCACCAGUUCAUUAACGGGAGGAAAUCCCACCCCACUGCCGCGUUCUAAAUCAAGCUCGGCAGAGUCUCUUGAUCAAAGGGAUUCAAGGGCCCUUGCAUUGCAGGAGCGGGUGGAGGACAAUGAUGUGGCGUCCCAACUGGAACCCCAGGAACGACAGCUUCUGGAAUCCGAGAAUGCGGCAUUACUGGAGGAGCUGGAAAGUAGUAUUGACCAAGUGCGAGAAACAACCCAAUCCCUCAAUGUGAUCUCUAGUCUGCAUUCACGACUUAGUCACGAACUCCAAUCCCAAUCAGAGACCAUCGGAUUUUUGUAUGAUGAUGCCUGGCGGAGUACCGAAAGUGUGAAGAAUGCGAAUCUCCAGCUCAUUAGCGCACAAAAGCACUUUGGCGAUGCAAGAAUUUGGGUCUUGUUAUUCUUAGUGAUUGCCAGUGCUAUUCUAUGGUUCCUCGAUUACUACGGAUAAUAUAGGAUGUGCAUUUCCGCAAAUCGAAUGUCAGAAAAUCUGCAUUGCGAUGAAAUUGCUGCAAUGCGAUGAAAUUGCUGCAAUGCGAUGAAAUUGUCGAAAAUCGUAUGGCGGCAUGAAUUUGCCCCGCAUCAGAGCAACCAAUUACCCUAGACUAGAAUUUUUCCAUUGGGUAGUCGAGCAAAUGCAACGUAGUUAGAAUUAUCAUUUCAUCACAGGAAUUGCGUAGAAAUCAACAGAUCUAGACAUUCAACUUGGUACCAGAUGGCACCUGCAGGAAAGGAAACAAUGAACAUUAUUGGAAAGC
This is a messenger RNA of Spizellomyces punctatus DAOM BR117, 1671 nucleotides long. RefSeq lists its product as uncharacterized. Gene Ontology annotation, cellular component: endoplasmic reticulum; SNARE complex. The record is from RefSeq and is a predicted model, not a curated record. Gene Ontology annotation, biological process: retrograde vesicle-mediated transport, Golgi to endoplasmic reticulum. Lineage: Eukaryota; Fungi; Chytridiomycota; Chytridiomycetes; Spizellomycetales; Spizellomycetaceae. The transcript is spliced from 5 exons. Bases 135 to 1364 code for a protein of 409 amino acids.